Molecule: messenger RNA, 1399 nt
Organism: Panthera uncia (snow leopard)
Lineage: Eukaryota; Metazoa; Chordata; Mammalia; Carnivora; Felidae
Gene: GAL3ST2
Product: galactose-3-O-sulfotransferase 2
Exons: 3
Coding region: 99-1307 (402 amino acids)
Biological process (GO): glycoprotein biosynthetic process; glycolipid biosynthetic process
Cellular component (GO): membrane
Molecular function (GO): galactosylceramide sulfotransferase activity
Source: RefSeq, a predicted model, not a curated record
CCAGAGGCCCCAUGGGGUGGGCGCAGGUAGGUACUCGAUAGGAGCUGAUACACGGAUGACAGGGGUGGGGGGUGGAGGGGGUGGUGCCGGCCCCGCCCAUGCCCCUGAGGGGGGCUGAAGGGCUCGCUCUGCCCCACAGGUGCUUCCAGGCCAUUCUCCUUCUGGCCCUGAUCGUGUUCCUGCUGGCUGGCUUCCUGCACAGGGACAUCAGGCUGUUCGCACCCCUGCUCGGGGGCCAGGCCGAGGGGCCACCCAUCAUCAACGUCAUGUUCCUCAAGACGCACAAGACCGCCAGCAGCACGGUGCUCAACAUCCUCUUCCGCUUUGCGGAGACGCACAACCUGUCGGUGGCGCUACCCGCCGGCUCUCGCUUUCACCUGGGCUACCCCUGGCUCUUCCUGGCGCGCUACGUGGAGGGCCUGGAGCCCCCCGGCCCGCAGCGGCAUUUCAACAUCAUGUGCAACCACCUGAGGUUCAACCUGCCGGAGGUGCAGAAGGUCAUGCCCAACGACACUUUCUACUUCUCCAUCCUCAGAAACCCCGUCUUCCAGCUGGAGUCCGCCUUCGCCUACUACAGGAAAGACGUGCCCGCCUUCCGGGCGGCGGGCAGCCUGGACGCCUUCCUGGCCGCCCCGCGCACCUACUACCACCGCGGCGCGGGCCUGCGCAACGCCCCCGCCCGGAACGGCAUGUGGUUCGACCUGGGCUUCGACAACGACGCGCCGGCCGAUGAGGCGUACGUGCGCGCGCGCCUCGCCGACGUGGAGCGGCGCUUCCAGCUGGUGCUCAUCGCCGAGCACUUGGACGAGUCCCUGGUGCUGCUGCGCCACCUGCUGCGCUGGCGGCUGGACGACGUGGUGGCCUUCCCGCUCAACUCGCGCAGCCCGCGCAGCGUCGCCGGCCUGUCGCCCGAGGCCCGCGCGCGCGCCCGGCGCUGGUGCGCCCUCGACUGGCGCCUCUACGAGCACUUCAACCGCACCCUGUGGGCCCGCGUGCGCGCCGAGCUGGGCCCGCGGCGCCUGCGCUCCGAGGUGGCGCGGCUGCGGGCGCGGCGGCGGGAGCUGGCGGCGCGGUGCCUGCAGGACGGCGAGGCCAAGAACCAGUCGCAGAUCACCGACCGCCGGCUGCGCCCCUACCAGUCGGGCGUGGCCGACAUCAUGGGCUACAACCUCCGGCGGGACCUGGACAACCAGACGCGGCAGAUGUGCCGGAGGAUGGUGACGCCCGAGCUCCAGUACAUGGCCCACCUGUACGCCCGCCAGUUCCCGGGGAAGCCCCCCAAGAACAUCCCCUUCCUGGAGGACUAGAGGGACGGGGUCGGGCCCCCCGUGUGACUGCAGCCCCCUACUGUCAUGGCGGGGAGGCCGUGGCACCAGUUCAUGCGGGGGCGGGGCGGGGG